GAACUUAUCCGCACCAGGAACUGCACAUGGGAGAGAUAUUGAUUGUGUUGCUAUGACGUUUCGAACUUCUUGGAUUUGUUGUUGCCGACCACAUAAACCUAAGGUCACAACGCAAACCCAUCCAGUACCAUCGUGAUUGUGACGUAUUAAAUGGCGUCGGGCGUCGACGUAUUUCUCAAAAGAUAACAAAAUCGCCUUUUUCCUUUACGUACCUCGCACGCGGGAAACGCUUGAGCAAUCAAAUGAUAUUGCGAUUCGUCAAGAUUUAGAACGUGCGAGGAUACAGAUAACCAUUACUAGUUUGAAGUUCAACCUUGAUAGUGGCGCUGAUAUUUACAAAUGAAACGUGCUGGGUGUUUAAUUGAACUCGGUGUAUCUUAUGGGUCCCAUUUUGUUUUGUUGUGUAAAACUGGUAGUUCUGUGAACAGAAUCAAACAUUUCUUUGAUGAAGAAGGAUUGUAACGAAUCUCUAAGCGAAUUUUAGCCAAUUUAGUUUCUUAAUCACUGAUAAUAUAGGCGAUAUGCUAACUUUGCUAUUGUCGUGCAAGUUUAUAAUUGCGGAUCACGAAGUAGUUUAAGAUCCUGUAGCUGUGUGUUACAUGGUUGUCAAAUAUUCUGUAAAACUAUUGUCAAAUAUUGUGUAAGGUCGUCAAUCCUCUCAUUAUAAUAUUUAAUCCAGAGACCGAAUACGGUUUCACGCGUAGUUGUAGUAGGUAAACCUAAUGUUCAGUUUAAUCUCAUAUUUGCUCUAACUUAUAGUGUGUUGGUUUGUAUAGAUAUAUGAUCGAACUUCGUUCGGUAGAUAAAUCAAUGUAACUUAUAAAUCAAACAGCGUCAGUCGUAGUUAUACUGGUGUUCUUUUUUAUUAUACAUCUCGUGCCCGCUUUUAUGAGUUACAAUAUUUGUUUUUAAACUUAAGACAGCGCAUGUACGUUUUACCGAUAAUUUUUCCUAGUCCAAUAUAAUGACAAUACGGUAAGUUGAUUACUUUUUCGUCUUGUUAGUCAUUAUAGAGUGCUAGUUUGGUUUAGGCAUUUAAAUCCUAUUUAGUUAUAGGCUUUUAAAACUUAUCAAAUAUAAUUAAUUUUGGGAGAUUUAAUGACGACGGGGCAAGUUGGGAUAUGUCUGUUUAACUUCGCAUGCAAAAUUGUCAACCGUUCAAGAAAUAUAUAAUAAAUUCCACGUUGUCUAUUUCUCCAAUAGGUGAAAAUCGUCCCAUUGAUUGCUCUCUUUUAAAUUUAGAAAUUAUUUAAUUUCUAUACUUUAACACAUCGGUUAAGCGACAUGGUAAGUUGUCAAAAUACAUUUUUUUAAUUAAUAUCAAAAACCAUUGGUAAUUUGUAGUUAAAAUUUGCGUUUUGUGUAUAAAAAUAGUCGUUUAAAAAUUUGUUUUUAUAUUUUAUUAAACAGCGACUAACUUGCCACGACCAAUUAACUGCAGCGUUAAAGUGUAAAUACUAACAAGCCGCAAGCCCGCAUAUUCGCUAAUUGCUAAUGAUAGUAUUAAUGAUUAAAUGUCGUUCUGCCAUAUUUAUAUGUUGUUAGUAAGGUAAAAUCAAAUUGUAUUAUUUGUGUGUAAUAUCAAAUAAAACAAUAAACACACUUUUCGUUUUAUCUGCUGUGUUUUUUUAAUAAACUCAUUCUAUUUUCCAUAUCGUUUAUAGCCAUAUUCGCAUUCAUGUUGUAUAAAAACAUUGUGGCUGAUUAGUCUGAUGUCCAGAUACGUAUGCAUAACAUAUCUUAAAGUUAUUUAUUAAAAUUGCAAACGUUAAGGUGUUGUAAAGGUCCUUGUAGUUCAAUGUAUCAUAAAUACUUAACUUAUCACUAAAUACAUUAUUAUGCAGACGUGGGACUUACAAUAGUUUUUUUUGUAAACUUAAUGUAGUUCAUUAUGUCAAAUAGUGGAAAUCCGGUUGAAGCAGUCCCCACAAAUGACUGCUUGCGACUCCAACUUCAAUCUGUUGACUCUGGUGAGGGAGAGACAGGCAAGAAGCAUUACCAGUGUUUGAAAUGUUCAUUUUCAUCAAACUAUCUCGGCAACCUCCGUGUGCAUAUGAGGAGACACACCGGAGAGAAACCGUUUCGUUGCGAGUUUUGCUCAAGGCCGUUCAGUGAUAAAAGCAACCUGAACAGCCACAAACGUCGAAAACAUCUUGGUCAAAGCAGAAAUAAUCUCCCAAUACCAAGGGUUCCAUUACGAAGAAUGUAUACCGGUCGCAUAAAUUACGCCAAGUCGGUAAAACGUGUGCCUCGUACUUCCAGUUCUUCACUAGGUGCAAGUGAAGAGUGGAGCGUCGUUCAAGCUCCCAAUCGACAGGAAGUGACAUCACAGUGGUCGGAUGCACAGGAAGUAACAUCACAGUUUCAAACAGAUAAACCGACAAUGUCAAGUUGUUUUAAUUUAAUUCCUACAGAGACUUCAGCAUACAUGGAAAAUGCAUUGAACGAAUACAACUCAUCAAGACUACCAACAAUGGUUCCUUCCUCCUCUUUACAAAGAUCAAACAUCUUCUCAGACUUCCAACUUGUUGAUGAUGGUGAAAGAGAAGAAAGCGACAACCAGAACCAGCGCCUUAUAUCGGAACAAUCAGAUAAAAAUGAAAUAUCGAAUGACAAUGACACAGAAACAGAGACUUAUUAUGUGAAGUACCAAACAGCUCUUGCAAAGACAAAUAGAAAUCCUUCCUAUGAACAUAAUAAGGUUCCAGAAUUUGCCCCAAAGAUGUCGCCUCAAUCGUUAGCUUCCACGUCUCCCAAGCAUAGCUCCGGUGACACAAGUAUUGCAACUGGGACUUCCCCUUCACAAAUUCAAGUUUGUUCGGUUACCAGUGAAAAGAACACUGUUGCUAUACCAACGAGAGAAAAGAAACCUUCAUUUCAUUGCCAGCAUUGUGAAAUUACCUUCCAAGAUUAUGUGAUGUACACCGUACAUAUGGGUUGUCAUGGAUACGACGACCCCUUUCGGUGUAACGUGUGUGGGGAGAAAUGUGGGGACCGGUUAAAGUUUGCUUGCCAUUUUGCUCGAGGGGAACAUAAGUCAAGUUGAAGUAUAAUCAACUGUCUUACUGUUAUCAUUGAUCUAUCUUUAUCUCAGCUAUAUAUCACGGGAACUUGGAGAAAUUACACCAUUAGAGACAUUGUUUAUUUUCGAAACAAUUGCAUAAAAGUGUAACUCAGGAUAAGAAUUUUUAAACUUAAAACUGAUGUUGUUUUUGUAUACACAUGUUACAUAAGAAUAUUCUGACACAUUGGGGCAGUUUUAGGAUUUGUGAAUGUUUAAGAUUUUGACCAAUUUUAAUCAAAUUUAGUUACAAAGUCUAUCUUAACAUCUAAUAAUUAAUAUGAACAAGUUGGAAUUAAACAGUGUUAAGUAUAUAAGUACAUACAUAUUUAUCGUAACAUUCAUUGUUAAAGUUUCUUUUUUUUAGUAAGGUAUAUAUAUAUAGUCAUCACUUAAACUUUCAGUAAUUAGGUGACUUUAAAAAUAAUGUCAGGUCCUAUCUGUUAAAAUUUAUCAGUCUCCUAUAUUAUCAAUGCAUGUUCUAUCUGCAGUGUAUUUUCAAGGCUGACUUUACCACUUCCUAUCACAAUGGAACUUUUUAUUAGUGUGAUUUAAUAUUUUGUUUACCUUUAUUGUGUAAGACAAAUAACUUAUUUUUGCAGUAAACAACACUUUGAAAGAGUUUUGUAUAAACUUUAGGUAAGAUGCUUUUAUCGCAAGAUGUUUUCAUGAUCAAAUAUUCUUUUAUUGUUUUUUUUAACACAUUACUUUUAUCAUUACUUGAAAUGCAUUGACGGCUUCAAGUUACUGGCGUCAAUCACAACUUAACAGUGCGCAUAAAGUAAGCUGAAAAUGUUUGCUACUGCUUCACUGUCAAGUGCUAAUCACUAUAAACUUGCAUUUUUGCUUCAUGCGUAUCAUUCGUAUUAUUUUCUAAAUAAAAAACCCUGCUAUCAUCCUACAUUAGGGAUGAACAUGACGGCAAAA
Molecule: messenger RNA, 3988 nt
Organism: Ciona intestinalis (vase tunicate)
Lineage: Eukaryota; Metazoa; Chordata; Ascidiacea; Phlebobranchia; Cionidae
Biological process (GO): regulation of transcription by RNA polymerase II
Molecular function (GO): RNA polymerase II cis-regulatory region sequence-specific DNA binding; DNA-binding transcription factor activity
Source: RefSeq, a predicted model, not a curated record